Pistacia vera is the source of this 426-nucleotide messenger RNA. RefSeq lists its product as uncharacterized. The transcript has a single exon. Lineage: Eukaryota; Viridiplantae; Streptophyta; Magnoliopsida; Sapindales; Anacardiaceae. Bases 1 to 426 code for a protein of 141 amino acids. The record is from RefSeq and is a predicted model, not a curated record.
AUGGUUGUAUCUCAUCACUUGUCUGCUGAGGGUCCUCUGUUCUCAGAUCCUACUCUUUACAGAUCUCUAGUUGGUUCCCUUCAAUACUUGACCAUCACACGACCAGAUAUUGCCCAUGCUGUCAACUCUGUCAGUCAAUUCCUGCAUGCUCCAACAACAGAUCAUCUUCUCACAGUCAAGCGAAUUCUUCACUAUAUCAAAGGCACUCUUCAUUUUGGCAUCACUUUCUGCUCCUCUGCCACUCCCACUGCUCUCAUUGCCUACUCUGAUGCUGAUUGGGCAGGAUGCCCUGAUACUCGCCGGUCUACCUCCGGUUACUCCAUCUAUCUUGGAGGAAAUUUGAUUUCUUGGAGUGUUAAGAAACAACCCACAGUCUCUCGUUCAAGCUGUGAGUCUGAAUUCGGCCCUUGCACAUGCUGCUGCUGA